AUGUCCCUCGACGCCCAUUCAAAGACUCUGCUGGGAUUCAUCGAGACUGACAAGAACCGCACGGGUAAUGCCGUCACCUCGAAUGCCUCAAAGGAUAUGAAGAGUCGAACGUGGACCCAUCAAACUGCUCAACGCCACGCAGACGAGACAAUGCCACCCAAACGCCGAGCCAACACGACAGCAGCUCGGGGCAUCAAAAGGCUCCCAGUCGUCGCAGAAUCGAAUGCAGAAGCUGCUGAUUCUCCCCAGAUUACCAGUGUCAUCACGCUCCUCGAAGAGGCGUUGAGCAAACAUCCGUCGACAGCUCGAGGCACGACCACGAAAGGGAACAAGGCUGCUUCUACGGAUCAGAACGAGAGCAUUAUCUACGAAACUCCUCGCUGUGCUCCUCCUCGAAACCGCCGCUCCAGCCUGUUGGAUCUGAAAGACUCUUCCAUUCCAGAUCCAGCUCAGGCAAAAGACGUGGUGAUCCCAGAAGGACGAGCAUACAAGGAGGCUAAAUCCUCUCCACGUGCCGUAGACGUCUCACCUGUCCGCAACAUUUCUCCCCCAGUGUUCAUCCAGGCACCUACGCCAAAUAGCCAUCUCUCUAUCUCGUCAGCAUCAACUACAGAUGGUGUAUCCGACCACAUUGAUCCAGUACGAAUCGCGUCUGUCAAACGGAAACCAGCGCCCGUCCGUACCUUGAGCGAAAUCUCCCGCGAACGCAUCCUCUCAAGGUACAUUGCAACAAAACCGUAUACACCAUCCCUCCUCUCCUUUACAGAAGAUACGACUCCCGCGCAGCGUCUACGUUUCCAUCCAGAUCGUCUUUUCAAGACACGCAACCCGUCUCCGGACGUAAGUGCACUAAGAAAGUCCUCCAUCGAACGCUCUCGACUCGUACGUUUUGGUUUCGUCUUACCUAGCCGCUCACGGGGUGAGUGUGACCGAUCGACGGAACGCGCGAUCAAUCCGUACACGUUUCCCCGUGCAGGAAGUUUACAUCACCUGCGCUCAACGGACACCAAUACGUGGAUGGAAGACUGGUCGCUCGGAUACAUCAACUUGGCCUUUAUCCACAAAACGCUCUUUGCGUUUGAUCUCCGCAUGCGCACAGGUCACGAUCUGUGGGUUGAAGAGGAGCAAGAGAUUUUGGCGUCGUUUGGAAGAAAUCGAGAGUGGGAGACGGAUUGGGAGGUGAGGUGGAGGGUGGCGUCGUGGUUGAUGCACUAUUGCGACGAAGACGAUGAAGAGGAACAGGAUGAAGUCGACCUCUCGUUUGCGUCUGCAUCGUUCCUCAGGCCAGAGCUCGCUUGGGAUAUUGGGUAUUGA
Messenger RNA from Serendipita indica DSM 11827, 1314 nucleotides. The record is from the annotation of a GenBank genome assembly. NCBI's taxonomy places the organism in Eukaryota, Fungi, Basidiomycota, Agaricomycetes, Sebacinales, Serendipitaceae.